Lathyrus oleraceus (garden pea) is the source of this 291-nucleotide messenger RNA. RefSeq lists its product as uncharacterized. The coding region runs from base 1 to 291 and encodes 96 amino acids. Gene Ontology annotation, cellular component: cytoplasm; nucleus. The record is from RefSeq and is a predicted model, not a curated record. The transcript has a single exon. NCBI's taxonomy places the organism in Eukaryota, Viridiplantae, Streptophyta, Magnoliopsida, Fabales, Fabaceae.
AUGGCAGAUCCACAGAGAAACAAUACCCAUAACCAAACAAGCCGUUUACAGAAACGAGCUCCAUCUUCCUUACAAAUCAACCGCUCCCUCGAUUGGAACGUCGCCAUCCCCCUCCUCUCUCCGUUAGCAUCUUCUCCGCCACCGCAACCGUCUCACGAUCCAUCGCAGCGCCAUCAAGGACCCACCGCCGAGCCGGAGAAGGUCGUUGUCACUUUCAAAAACUGGCAGCACCCGGCAGCGCCUUUCUGCUACGAGCCAGCUCCGAUGGCGCCGCCGUUUGUUCCGGUAUAG